This is a messenger RNA of Anopheles bellator, 4053 nucleotides long. RefSeq names its product dosage compensation regulator (gene mle). Gene Ontology annotation, molecular function: double-stranded RNA binding; ATP binding; 3'-5' DNA helicase activity. Gene Ontology annotation, cellular component: intracellular anatomical structure; ribonucleoprotein complex; nucleolus. Gene Ontology annotation, biological process: positive regulation of transcription by RNA polymerase II; regulation of mRNA processing. Lineage: Eukaryota; Metazoa; Arthropoda; Insecta; Diptera; Culicidae. The record is from RefSeq and is a predicted model, not a curated record. Bases 1 to 3849 code for a protein of 1282 amino acids. The transcript has 5 exons.
AUGGACAUCAAGUCGUUCUUCAUGAUCUGGUGCCAGAAGAACGUCGCCGAGCCUUCGUUUGAGGUACGGCCGACAGGACCCAAGCAUCGGCAACGGUUCCUUUGUGAAUUGCGUGUCACAGGCCAGACCUACGUUGGCGUGGGCAACUCAACCACCAAGAAGGACUCGGAAAAGAAUGCAUCCAGAGAUUUCGUAAACUACCUUGUGCGUAGCGGAAAAAUACCCGAGGAGACGGUUCCAAAAGAUGCUACCGCGGAAUCCGGCACCGAUGGCACGGAUGGCGGCGGCGGAUCAAACGAUAACCUGGGCGGUGCUAGCGCUCCUCAGAAGAUGCCCGGACGCAAGAACGUUUUCAUGCAAGGCUUCGUGCCGCAGGACCUUGGCCAGGCGUACCGACCAUACGUUCCGUCGCUGCAGGAUGAGAAUCGCGAAAAGGACAACAUGGAAAAGAUGGAAGCGGCGGAAUCGCUUGACGUGAACGCUUCGAUCCACGGCAAUUGGACCAUCGAGAACGCAAAAUCCAAGCUGAAUCAGUGGAUGCAAGCUAACAAACUCAAAUCGGAGUUCAAAUUCAUUUCCAUCGGACCGGAUCAUGCCAAGAGUUUUAUUGCGGAGUUGACGGUUUAUGUAAAGGAGCUGAACCGCAACAUCACGGGCCGCGAGUCCGGCUCCAACAAGCAAUCGGCCAGCAAGUCCUGCUCUCUUUCGGUCAUUCGCCAACUGUAUCAUCUGGGCGUAAUUGAGGCGUUCAACGGUUCCAUCAAGAGCGUAAAGUCGUCGGAGCAAAUGGCUCCGUUUCAGGUGCGCAUUGAGAAUCAAUUAGCCCAACGCAUUCACGAGAGUUUACGCGAGCUCAACAUUGAGCCUGUAAAGCUGACCAACACCGAAGUAAACGAAGACCAUCCGGUAAUGCUGUUGCACCCUUCGGACGAUGUCCACCGUAAGCCGAAGACGCUGAACUUGCAGCAGCCGUCUUCGGUUAUUCCGUGGUCGCCACCCCAGCCGAACUGGAACGCCUGGUUGGCGUGCAACAUCGACGAAGGGUACCUUUCGACCGCGACCCUCGAUCAGCUUAGUGAUGACCUGCUGCGUGAUAGUCGCAGCCGUCUUCAGGAGGAUAAAGCGCUCCAGCAGAGCAUCGCGAUUCGCGGUAAACUGCCGAUCGCAACGAUGCGGAAUCGUAUCAUGACGGCGAUCAACGAGUUUUCGGUGGUCCUGAUACGGGGAAACACGGGCUGCGGCAAGACGACCCAGAUCGGUCAGUACAUCCUCGAGGAUUACGUUAACUCGGGCCAAGGGGCGUACUGUAACGUGUGCGUCACGCAGCCUCGCCGCAUCAGUGCCGUGAGUGUUUCGGAGCGCAUCGCCAACGAACGGUGCGAGGCACUUGGCGUGAGCGUCGGGUACGCAGUGCGCUUCGAUACCGUUUUGCCGCGUCCGUAUGGUUCGAUACUGUUUUGCACUAUCGGUGUGCUGCUUCGCAAGCUCGAGUCCGGUUUACGCGGUGUGUCGCACGUCAUUGUCGACGAAAUUCACGAACGCGAUGUGAACAGCGACUUCCUGUUGGUGGUGCUGCGCGACAUGGUGCACACGUAUCCGGACUUGCGCGUGAUUCUGAUGUCGGCUACGAUCGAUACGACUCUUUUUUCGCGCUACUUUGGCGACUGUCCGGUCUUGGAGGUCGAGGGGCGCACGUUUCCGGUGAAACAAUUCUUCCUGGAGGAUUGCAUUGAGCUGUUAAACUUCAUGCCACAGCCCCAGCAAGGGAACGCGGCCCCGAAGCGGAAGCGUUCGAAAGAUGACACCGACGAUCUGUUGCCCGGCAAUGGCGGUGACGAUGGUGGCACGGUAAUGCUUGGCGCGAACGGGGAGGUGGUGGAAAGUCCCAACUUGAACCAGCAGAUCGACGAGAAGCGGUACAAAGCUAACACGAAGAUGGCCAUGGGGAUGAUGAACGAAGAAGAAACAUCGUUCGAACUGAUCGAUGCACUGGUGGAGUAUAUCGAUCGGACCGGGCCGGACGGUGCCAUUCUGAUAUUUCUGCCCGGCUGGAACUUGAUCUUUUCACUCAUGAAGCAUCUGCAGUCGCGUUGCGGGAAUCUCGUGGUUUUGCCAUUACAUUCGCAGCUACCGCGCGAAGAUCAGCGCAAAGUUUUCGACCACUACGGGCAGCGGCGCAAGGUGAUCCUGGCGACGAAUAUUGCCGAAACUUCGAUCACGAUCGACGAUAUUGUGUACGUGAUUGAUGCGUGCAAGGCGCGCAUGAAGCUCUUCACAUCGCACAACAACAUGACCAACUAUGCCACGGUUUGGGCCGCGAAAACCAAUUUGGAGCAGAGAAAAGGACGAGCGGGACGUGUUAGUCCGGGCAUGUGCUUUACGCUCUGCUCGCAGGCACGAUUCCGGCGUCUGGAGGAAAACCUGACGCCGGAAAUGUUCCGCACACCACUGCACGAGCUGGCCCUCAGUAUCAAGUUGCUUCGGCUGGGUGGCAUUGGCCAGUUUCUCUCGAAAGCAAUCGAACCGCCGCCGCUGGAUGCGGUUAUCGAAGCGGAAGUGCUGCUGAAGGAGAUGAAGUGUUUGGACGAACAGGAGCAGCUUACCCCGUUCGGGAGGAUUCUGGCCCGUCUGCCAAUCGAACCGCGCCUCGGCAAGAUGAUGGUGCUCAGCACACUGUUCGGCCUGUGCGACCCAGUCACCACGAUGGCCGCUUACUCGAGCACAUACUCCGAGAUAUUUCAGCUCGACGUCGGUCAGCGUCGAUUGAUGCAGCACCAGCGGGCCCUUGCCGGACGCAUGAACUCGGACUACGUUGCGAUGCUGAUGGCCUUUGGGAUGUGGAGCCAAAAACGAACCCAAGGGGAAGAUGCCGAGAUUCGGUUGUGCGACUGGAAGGGUCUGCAGCUGCCGACCUUGCGUACGAUAGCCGAGGCGAAGCGUCAGCUGCUCGAUAACCUCCACCAGUCUGGGUUUCCCAUGUGCUCGAUGGAGUAUCAGCAUUUUGAUGCGCAAGAUCCCGAUCCGAACCUUGAGAUGGCGGUUGCGCUGCUCUGCGUCGGCCUCUACCCGAAUGUGUGCGUGCAUCGUGAACGGCGACGCGUGCUGACCACCGAGUCCAAGUCCGCCAUUAUCCACAAGACGUCGGUUAACUGUGGAGGAAACAUGUCAGCAAAAUCCAGCAGCUUCCCGUACCCGUUCUUCGUGUUUGGGGAGAAGAUUCGCACGCGUGCCGUGUCCUGUAAGCAGAUGUCGAUGGUCGCUCCAAUUCAUCUGCUGCUGUUCGGGUGCAAGAAGGCCGAAUGGCUCGGAGGCUCAAAGGUGCAGCUCGAUGGGUGGCUGAAUCUCGAGAUGGAUCCCUGCGAUGCCGCGCUCAUCGUGGCCCUGCGACCCGCAGUGCAGGCCUUGCUGAUUCGUAUCUCUGAAAACCCGGACGAUGUGCAAUCGCUGGAACCGAAGUAUGGCAAUAUGCUGGGAGUGAUUCGCGAGCUUUGUCGCUUCCAAUCUGGAGACUUUGAGAUCAGCGGACGUUGGGAUGGAACGCAUCCAAUGGAGUUCCGUAAGCAGCCACGGUUGGACCGGAACGAUGAAGGCGGUAUGGGCGGCGAUCGUGGUGGCGGAGGAAACUGGUACGGUGGUAGUUCAUUCCGAAACGAGGGCAAUUAUGGGCCCCAGCGUAAUCAAAGCAGUGGCCGAUACUUUGAUUCUGGGGCGUGGGGUGAACCGUCAGCAGGUCCGUCGAUGAGUCGCAACCAACAGUGGGGCAACGGUAACCAGCGGCAGUACCAGGGGAGCGGAAAUGGUGGCCAAAACUUCGGUUACGGUAAUUUUGGUAAUAAUUAUCGCAACUAAAGCAUCGAAGUAAGAUGCUGCGCUGUGGACACAGAAGCAGAACUCGACCGAUAGUUGGACGUUUCUAUUGAACUACAUAACAUUUAAGAUUGGAUGCAUUCACUACGGUGCAACCGCCAUUUCGCUGAAUUCAAAGAAUAGCAUGUAUUAACCGUAAAAGGAGUUUUGUAGCUAUUCGUCAGACUUUUGCUAUUCUACCCGAUA